This is a messenger RNA of Arabidopsis arenosa, 951 nucleotides long. NCBI's taxonomy places the organism in Eukaryota, Viridiplantae, Streptophyta, Magnoliopsida, Brassicales, Brassicaceae. The record is from the annotation of a GenBank genome assembly.
AAAAAUAUUAUUCUUUCUUUACUCAUCCGUCCCUAAUAAUCCGAUUUCAUUGUCUUGCAUCAGAACCAAAACGAGACAUUAACUGAUCAAUCGGAGAAAGACAAAACCCUAAAGAAACCAACCAAGAUUCUUCCAUGUCCAAGAUGCAACAGCAUGGAGACAAAAUUCUGUUACUACAACAACUACAACGUAAACCAACCUCGCCAUUUUUGUAAAGCUUGUCAGAGAUAUUGGACCUCUGGUGGGACCAUGAGAAGUGUUCCCAUCGGAGCAGGACGACGCAAGAACAAGAACAACUCAUCGUCAUCAACUUCACAUUACCAACACGUGACUAUCUCCAAAACAAAUGGUCCGGUCCUUAGUUUCAGCCUCGGAGAUGAUCAAAAAGUCUCGAAUAAUAGGUUUGGGAAUCCAAAGUUAUUGGCUAGGAUAGAGAAAAAUGACGAGCGCUCAAAUAACAACACUUCGAACGGUUUGAACUGCUUUCCGGGAGUCUCUUGGCCGUACACGUGGAAUCCUGCGUUUUACCCGGUUUACCCUUAUUGGAACAUUCCAAUGUUGUCUUCUCCGGUUAAUUCAAGUCCUACUUCUACUCUCGGUAAGCAUUCUAGAGACGAAGACGAGAAGAUGACGCGAAAACAGAGGAAUGGAUCUGUAUUGGUUCCUAAGACUUUGAGAAUUGAUGAUCCUAAUGAAGCUGCAAAGAGUUCUAUAUGGACAACUCUUGGGAUCAAGAACGAAGUUAUAUUCAAUGGGUUUGCUUCGAAGAAAGAGGUUAAGAUUAAUAACAAAGAAGAAACAGAGACUUCUCUUGUUCUUUGUGCAAACCCUGCUGCGUUAUCAAGAUCAAUCAAUUUUCAUGAGCAGAUGUGAUUGUAUACAUAUGAUAUAUACGUGUAUGUAUGUAUAGAUGUGGUGGAAGAUUAAGUUAGAUAAAUCAAGAUCUGUCUU